Messenger RNA from Hypoxylon fragiforme, 1092 nucleotides. RefSeq names its product glutathione S-transferase. The record is from RefSeq and is a predicted model, not a curated record. The coding region runs from base 236 to 898 and encodes 220 amino acids. The transcript has 2 exons. Gene Ontology annotation, cellular component: cytoplasm; nucleus. Gene Ontology annotation, biological process: translational elongation. NCBI's taxonomy places the organism in Eukaryota, Fungi, Ascomycota, Sordariomycetes, Xylariales, Hypoxylaceae.
AUUUGGUACGACUUAUGGCUGCCUUGCAUUUUUCUAUAAAGUCUCGAACCACCUGCCCGCUUCUUUAAGAAAUAUUUUAUUGAGGGGUAAAAAGUUGAGUAUUAACAUAUAGUAGUUUAUAGACUUCCAAGGUUACUUUACUCUAAUUACAACAUUAACACUUGCUAUUGCAACAUCUCUUCACCUCUUCUCUUCUUACAUAUCCACCAAUACAACCUAACUAAAAUCACCGACCAUGGCACCCUUCGCUAAGCUCUACUCUUACCCCGGCAACUACCGUGUCACACGGGCUCAAGUCGUAGCCGCCAUCAAUGGCCUCGUCGUGCCCCUCGUCGAGGGCUUCAAGAUGGGCGUCGACAACAAGACGCCCGAGUUCCUCGCCAAGUUCCCCAUGGGCAAGGUGCCGGCCCUCGAGUGCGCCGACGGCUUCAACCUCGCCGAAGGCGCCGCCAUCUGCAAGUACCUCGCGAACUCUGGCCCCAAGGCGCAGCAGCUGCUCGGCAGCGACGCCAAGACGCAGGCCGUCAUCGACUCGUGGAUCUACUUCUCCGAGAGCGAGCUGAACAACAACAUCUCGCCGCCGGCCGGCAUGACCGUCUUCAAGAUCGUCCCCUUCGACGAGGCGCGCUACAACUUCUUCGUCGGCGGCGUCGAGCGCGCCCUGCAGCGCCUCGAGGUCGCGCUCAAGGGCGGCAAGAAGUACCUCGUUGGCGACAACCUCACGCUCGCCGAUGUCAUCAUCGCGGGCCCGAUAUCCUUCUCCACUGGCUUCCUCAUCGAUGCCGAGAUGCGCAAGGGCAUCCCCAACGUUGUUGCGUGGAUUCAGAACCUGACCUCGCUCCCCGAGUUCAAGGCGCUCGGCGAGCUGAAGCUCUGCGAGACUCGUGUCAAGGCGUAAAAAAAAAAAAAGAGAGAUGGAAAAAAAAUUUCCUCGGGCGGAGUUGGUCAGCGGAAGAGAAACAGGUGGGCCCUUUUACCGAAGCGAAAAGUCCGAAGGCCGAAUCCAAUACACUUUACAAUGCUUGAGUUGUAAGGUAUUUAUUUAUACGGCCUGGUGGUGAAUUGAUGAGCCACGUUACUGUAAUCCAACGA